AUGGCCAUUAAGAAAGCUGGUGUUUUAGGGGCCACUGGUUCAGUGGGCCAACGUUUCAUCUUGUUGUUGGCUAACCACCCCGACUUCGAGAUCCACGCCUUGGGUGCUUCUGCCAGAUCCGCUGGCAAGGAAUACCAACAGGCUGUGACUUGGAAGCAGACUGAUUUGUUGCCAGAAUUCGCCAAGACCAUCAAGGUCCAGGAGUGCAAGGCUGAGGGUGCCUUUGCCGAGUGUGAUGUUGUGUUUUCCGGCUUGGAUGCAGACUAUGCUGGUGAGAUCGAGCAGGAGUUCGUGGAUGCUGGUUUGGUGGUUAUCUCCAACGCCAAAAACUACAGAAGAAGCCCAGAUGUGCCUUUAAUCGUUCCUAUCGUCAACAUCGACCACUUGUCUGUCAUUGAGAAAAAGGUCGCUGCUGCCAAGGCUGCUGGCACCAAGAAGCAGGGUUACAUUAUCUGUAUCUCCAACUGUUCCACUGCCGGAUUGGUGGCUCCAUUGAAGCCAUUGGUCGACAAGUUCGGUCCUAUCGAUGCCUUGACUGCCACCACCUUGCAGGCCAUCUCGGGAGCCGGGUUUUCACCUGGUGUCUCUGGAAUCGAUGUGUUGGAUAACAUCGUGCCUUACAUUGGUGGUGAAGAAGACAAGAUGGAGUGGGAAACCAAGAAGAUCUUGGGUAACAUAAAUAAGGAGGGCACCGAGUUUGCUCCAUUGUCGGACGAUGAAAUCAAGGUUAGUGCUCAAUGUAACCGUGUUUCCGUCAGCGACGGCCACACCGAGUGUAUCUCGUUCAGAUUUGCCAACAGACCUGCUCCUUCAGUCGAAGACGUGAAGCAAGCUUUGCGUGACUACGUCUGUGAUGCCACCAAAUUGGGAUGUCACUCUGGUCCAAAGCAAACCAUCCACGUUCUCGAAGAACAAGACAGACCUCAGCCAAGAUUGGACAGAAAUAGAGACAACGGUUACGGGGUUUCUGUUGGUAGAGUGAGGGAAGACCCUGUGUUGGACUUCAAGAUGGUCGUGUUAUCUCACAACACCAUCAUCGGUGCUGCUGGUGCCGGUAUUUUAAUUGCUGAAGUCUUGAAGGCCAAGGAAUUAAUUUAG
Suhomyces tanzawaensis NRRL Y-17324 is the source of this 1098-nucleotide messenger RNA. RefSeq names its product aspartate-semialdehyde dehydrogenase (gene HOM2). Gene Ontology annotation, biological process: L-threonine biosynthetic process. Lineage: Eukaryota; Fungi; Ascomycota; Pichiomycetes; Serinales; Debaryomycetaceae. Gene Ontology annotation, molecular function: NADP binding; protein dimerization activity; NAD binding. Bases 1 to 1098 code for a protein of 365 amino acids. The record is from RefSeq and is a predicted model, not a curated record. The transcript has a single exon.